AAAUUUUGAAAUAAAAAAAGUGAGGCAAGAUCCAUUUUUGGCGUAAUAUAACCUUAUGCAGCGCCUAUAUAUAGAUAGAUGGUGGAGUAGGUUUCUACACACAAACAAUUGAAUGGAACAAACACUCCCAUUCAUGAAUAUGAGGUUUACAACAGUAACAUUAAUACUACUUGUUAGUAUUAUAGGAUGCAGCUUGGCAGAGCAAUGUGGUAGCCAAGCUGGAGGUGCUCUGUGCCCCGGAGGAACAUGCUGCAGCAAAUAUGGUUGGUGUGGAUCAAACAGCGACUACUGCGGAGAUGGUUGCCAAAGUCAAUGUGGUGGAGGUGGCGGAGGUGGUGGUGGAGGUGACCUUGGUAGCCUCAUCUCCAGGGACACUUUCAACAAUAUGCUCAAGCAUCGCGAUGAUAAUGGAUGUCAGGGGAAAGGCUUUUACACCUAUGACGCUUUCAUUUCAGCUGCGAAAGCUUUCCCAAACUUCGCCAACUAUGGAGAUACCGCCACUAAAAAAAGGGAAAUUGCUGCUUUCUUUGGACAAACUUCUCAUGAAACAACUGGUGGAUGGCCAACUGCACCUGAUGGUCCAAACGCUUGGGGUUACUGCUUUGUCACUGAACGAAAUCCUAGCGCCUACUGUCGACCGAGCUCUGAAUUUCCAUGUAAUUCAGAUAAACAAUAUUUUGGUAGGGGUCCUAUUCAGAUCACUUGGAAUUACAACUAUGGACAAUGUGGAAGAGCAAUUGGUGUUGACUUGCUCAAUAAUCCAGACCUCGUUGCGAAUGAUGCUGUUAUAUCCUUCAAAACCGCUUUGUGGUUCUGGAUGACGCCUCAAUCGUCAAAGCCAUCAUGCCACGAUGUUAUAACCGGACGAUGGAAUCCUUCGAGUGCGGAUCUUGCUGCAGGAAGGUUUCCAGGAUAUGGGACGGUGACGAAUAUCAUAAAUGGAGGACUUGAAUGUGGAAUAGGGGUGGAUACUAGAGUGCAAGAUCGAAUCAGAUUUUACAAGAGAUAUUGUGACAUGUUUGGACUUCAAUAUGGAGAUAAGCUUGCUUGUUUUUCUCAGAGGCCAUUUGGAUCUUCACUAUUGUUGCCAUCACUAGCUUCUUCUUAACACCAUUGCCACUGCCUAGCUUGUUUGUAUUAUUUUUGUAUUAAAAUAAAUGAUGUGAAUCAUGGUUCACCCUGUGAGGGUAAUUGGGUUGUGUCAGCUACAUGCAUGUUUCUAUAAUGUAAUGUAACAUGUGGGUUGUUGGAACCCACUUGGGGUUGGUUUAGUGGUGUUGGCUUGAGUCCUUGGAGUAUGCUCCUCUCAAGGUCUCAGGUUCGAUCCCCCCUGUUCUCAGGUCUCUGGCUUUAAAUGGGGGCCCUGCAAGUGGGCGGUGAGAUUGGUCCCCUUAUCGGUCCUAAAGCUGGAUACCAAGUUUUUAAAAAAAAAUGUUGGUUGUUGGGUCACGUUUUCAUAACAUGGUGUAUCUCUUAAAUCAUCAUUUCUCUUGAAUUAAUCAUUUAUCCAACAAGAAAGCGUGACCAAAAUGAUAAAAGUAUAAAUAGCAGCCAGACAAGAUAUGAUAAAAGUACCGAUAAAAAAAGAAGAAGAAGAAACCUUCGGCUUUGAAUAUACUAGCAUCAGUCCAUGUUAUGAUUAAUUCAUGCAUCACUAUUGAUGUUUA
This is a messenger RNA of Trifolium pratense (red clover), 1667 nucleotides long. Its product is annotated as endochitinase A2-like. Gene Ontology annotation, molecular function: chitin binding; chitinase activity. The record is from RefSeq and is a predicted model, not a curated record. NCBI's taxonomy places the organism in Eukaryota, Viridiplantae, Streptophyta, Magnoliopsida, Fabales, Fabaceae. The coding region runs from base 113 to 1108 and encodes 331 amino acids. The transcript has a single exon. Gene Ontology annotation, biological process: carbohydrate metabolic process; cell wall macromolecule catabolic process; chitin catabolic process.